Molecule: messenger RNA, 7429 nt
Organism: Schistocerca nitens (vagrant locust)
Lineage: Eukaryota; Metazoa; Arthropoda; Insecta; Orthoptera; Acrididae
Exons: 3
Coding region: 4926-6905 (659 amino acids)
Molecular function (GO): zinc ion binding; nucleic acid binding
Source: RefSeq, a predicted model, not a curated record
AAUUUUUCUUGUAGAAACAUUUUCGUUUUUGAAGAGGUGGGACACUGUUCUGGUCGGAGAACGCAUUGGCUAUCGAUGUAUGUGUCGUAUUGUCGUUCGAUAAGAAAUUUUGAAAAUGUGGCGUGGUGAUGUUGUGGGCAUGUGACAAUGAUAAUUUGCUGUAGUGAAGUAGUUAUAAGCCGUUACGUCAUUUUGAGUUCCUUUACAAAGGAAAAUAAAAUUGAGUUGGUGACAAAAUUUAAGGGCAUGUUUCAAGGACUAAGACCUGGACAAACAUUGAAGAAAUACAAGAAAUAUGAAUGACUGUUCUGAUCAGCUGCUGUUCCUUUUGCCAUUCUUGAACAAAAGGCAAAAUAGCAACAGUGGUCCAGAAGACUUUAAAACCCCCACUGGAACAAUCAAUUAGGUGUACUGCCAGUAUUUUAGAAUCUUCAGAGGAACCUUCUGAGUUAUUAAACAUUGAUGAAGAUACAGGAAUCAGCCACAACCAGCACAAGUACUUGUCGACAGUCUUCAGUGUCAUCAGUGCCCAGGAAAAAAAUGAAGGCAAGAAGUUGUUACAAAGAACACCUUCUACAGAUUAAAAAAAUUUUAAAAAAAAAGGAAAAAAAAACCAAUGAAGUAGUUGCCGAGGACAUGGAUUUUAUACUAUCUUUAGUGCCUUCAUGACAAAGGCUGAAUCAAGAAGAAAAAUUGAAAUUAAGAAUUAAAUUCCUGCGGGCAGUUGCUGAUGCAGAACGAUCAAGUGGAUCUCAGUCAUCAGUCGCAGAAGAGAUAUCGUUGAGGUGCACUUGUUUGAAUCAGAAUAAGAGAUGGAAUCCAAAAUUUUCGGGACUGGUGCUGCCAUCUGGAAAGUAGGAGUAGUAGAUCUUUGCACCGCUAGGUGGCGAGAGUUGCAUAUCUGAUGAGUCAGUGUGCGGAGUGGAAUUCAACUGGGAGGACGUGUUGCGUAUCCACAGUGAUUUCCGUGAUACUCUGUGUUUGGUGUGUGGUGAUUUUACGAUGGAUCCGCAAACAGAGCAGCGCGUGUGUAUCAAAUUCUGUGCGAAUCUCUGGAAAAGUGCUACGGAGACCCUUGCAAUGAUUCAACAAAUGUUUGGGGGGCAGAGCAUGAGCCGUACGCCGGUGUUUGAGUAGCAUGCUUGGCUCAGGGCCAGCCGUGCGGACGUUGAAGACUGGAAGGCCCAUAAGCUGCACAACACUAGACGUUGUUGCCAAACUUCAACAUCUGGUUAAUGCUGAUCGACGUCGAACCAUUUAAGACCUUGCGGAUGAAGUGGGUAUUGGUUAUGGGACAUGUCAACUAAUGUUGACUGAUGAAUUGGGCAUGCAUCGUGUCACCGCAAAAUUUGUGCCGAGGAUCUUGACUGCCGAUCAGAGGGCACAGUGUGUUGAAGUGUGCAUGGACCUUCGUCAGACCGCAUCUGAUGAUCCAACCUUCUUGUCACAUGUUCUCACUGACAACGAAAGCUGGAUUUACAGUUCUGACCCAGAGACAAAGCAACAAUCGUCCCAGUUGAAGAGUCUGGGGUCUCGAAGACCCAAAAAAGCGAGAAGGUGAAGAGCAAAGUGAAGAAAAUGAUCAUCGUUUUCUUUGAUACCAAGGGAAUUGUGCACAGAGAAUUUGUUCCACCCAACCAAACAGUGAAUUCUUCAUACUACUGUGAUGUUUUGUGAUGGCUCCGUGAGAACGUGCGGCGACAACAGCCUGAACUUUGGUGUCAAGGGAACUGGCUGCUGUAUCACGACAACGCGCCCUGUCACACUUCCUUGUUCACCAGGACCUUUUUCGCAAAAACAACAUGGCGGUUGUACCUCACCCACUGUACUCUCCAGAUUUGGCACCUUGCGACUUCGCGCUAUUCCCAAAACUGAAACUCAAGGUGAAAGAGAGUCAUUCCAUGUCAAAUCAAUACACUUUAAACAAAAAUUUUACCUCACCCUCUUAGAUUUUGCUGAAAGUUUGUAUACUUAUAGUGGGUGCUGAAACUAAGAAAAAAACAAAUUUCAAUUUUUUUACCUCAAACCUUUCCUGAAAUAUGGUCAUGUAAACUUUUCAAAAACUGGCCAAAAAUGUUUGAGCGGACUGUUUUUAAAUUGCUCUAGGAGCUGCCCUAAUUGAGCUAGAGAACUGGGAAAGGUGUCAUUUUGCAGCAUUUUUCAUGAUCUUUCCAGUGAUAGAAAAAAAAAUAUAGCUUCUAAUUAAUAACCUUUUUCAAAAUGGUAAUUGAUAUUUUGAGACUCACAGGAAGCGUGCAAGGGAUAAGUCCCUGCAAUCGCGCUAUUCAUCUGUGUCCUCGGUGGCACACAUUUUCAGCUGUCCACAUCGAGGUAUAACAACAACACCUGUCGGCAGCUGAGGUUGUCAGUUAGUCAUCAUUUAUUCCAGGGAGGAGCUGCAUGGUCAUCAACAGUAACUGUUCUUUCGAGAACUAGUUACUGUCUUCGUAUAUAUAGUUAAAGGCUACCCAGCCAUUGACCUUCGUCUGUGCGAAUGCGCACAGGUUGCCCAAACUCUUACGGGAAUCGCCAAAGCGUGCGUGAGUAAUGAGUGGGUGGGCAAAUGUCUAUAAGGUACAAUACACAUGUAGAAUUGUGGACAGUUGGGAAUGUGAGUCUCACGGGAAGCGUGCAAGGGAUAAGUCCCUGCAAUCGCGCUAUUCAUCUGUGUCUUCGGUGGCUCAGAUGGAUAGAGCGUCUGCCAUGUAAGCAGGAGAUCCCGGGCUCGAGUCCCGGUCGGGGCACACAUUUUCAGCUGUCCACAUCUAGGUAUAACAACAACACCUGUCGGCAGCUGAGGUUGUCAGUUAGUCAUCAUUUAUUCAUCCUUUUGUUAUAUAUUACAAACAGGAAGACAAAAUUGAGCAUAUGAGCUUUGUCAUUGUUUCUGAUUGCCUAGAGCACAAUACAAUUGCGGUUUACACCUUUCAAAAGAAGCUAAUUUCGUAUCUAACAAAUAAAUUUCAAAAGAUUCCAAAAAAGAUAUACUAUUAUUCUGACAGUUCUGCCGCUCAGUAUAAAAAUAAGAAAAACUUCCUGAACCUUUGCCUUCAUGAGGAAGAUUUCAACAUAAAAGCUGAGUGGCACUUUUGAGCCACAGCACAUGGGAAAGGGCCUUGUGAUGGAGUAGGGGGUUCAGUAAAGAGACUGGCCGCUCGUGCAAGUUUGCAAAGGCCAUACCAAAAUCAGAUCCAAACCGCACGAGAUCUAUUUGAGUGGGCAGUAGAUAAUAUCACAAAUGUUGAUUUUGCAUAUUCCACUCAAGAAGACUAUGCUGCUUCAUAAAUAUUCUUAAAAAGCCAACUUGAAGAGUCACUGACAAUCAGAGGAACACAGCAAUUUCACGCUUUCAUUCCCAACACUACAUCAAAAUCAAUAGUCAAAUACUUCUCAGGUGAUAUGCAGAGUUGGGAGAGGGAAGUAACUACAUCACCAGACAAACUGAAGUUACAAGAUGUAUCAGGCUAUGUCACCACUGUAUAUGGCAGAAACUGGUGGCUUGGGUACAUUUUAGAAAAAAACGAAGAACUUGAUGAAGUGAAAAUAACUUUUCUUCAUCCAUGUGGACCAGCUAAGUCAUUCUCUUAUCCUGCACAUGCAGAUGUCCUGUGGGGUGUCAGUUGUGGAUGUUCUCACAAAAGUGAAUCCAUUUACUCCGACAGGGAGAACAUACAUUCUUAAUGAGUGAUGUAAACCAAACCCAGUCAGCUUUAUUAAAAUGCAAUAUGUGAAGUUCCAAGACAAUUUAUUGGGAAACUACUUUCAACUCAAAACUUAAUUUUUGUCUCAGGUUAGUGUUAAUGUAUAUUUUAUAGAAAGUUGUUUCAAAAUUAUUGUUAGUACCUAUUGUGUUAAAUUUAGCUAUGUACAGAUACCUGUUACUCAAAAACAAGCAUUACGCAUUUAAUUUGUUUAUUAGUUCCAUUUCAACCAUCAUGGACCAGAACUGUUAUGUAAAUACUUGUACUUAUUCAUACUUUAUUUCAGUUUGUAGUUAAAUGCUCAAUUUCUUGUUUUUGUUAUAUCAGUUAAUAUACUGUUAGUGAAGUUGUAUGAAAUUACAAUAAGAAAUCAACUUAAUUAUAAAAUAUGCUGAUUAGUUUUGGUUUAAUAAGGUGAUGUUUUGAUGUUUCUAAUCCUUUUUUUACUUACCUUUCAGUAUAUUUUAAAGAAAUUCCUGUUUGUUAAAGGUCAAUUUGGUCAAACUAGGGCCGUUAGUGAAAAACAAGAGUCCGGAAUAAUUUUUUUUUUAGCAAUGAACCCAUCAUCAUCCCAGAUUUAUAUUUUGUCAUGUGAUUUACAAUAGUAUAAAGUAGUUAUGGAAAUAUUUUGAAAAUUUUCAAUUGUGUACUUUUUGUAAAAAAAUUAAAAUUAAAUCAAAAUAUUAAUUAGUAUUUUGAAAAAGGUUAUUAAUUAGAAGCUAUGUUUUGUUGUAUAUCCCUGGAAAGAGAAAGCAAAAUGACACCUUUCCCAUUUCUCUAGCUCAAUUAGGGCAGCUCCUAGGACAAUUUAAAAAAAGUCCGUUCACACAUUUUUGGCUGGUUUUUGAAAAGUUUACAUAGCCAUAUUUCAGGAAUGGUUUGAGAUAAAAAAUUGAAAUUUGGUAUUUUUCUUAGUCUCAGUGCCCACUAUAAGUAUACCAACUUUCAGCAAAAUCUAAGAGGUUGAAGUAAAAUAGGUGUGUUGAUUUGACAUGGAAUGACUCAAGACCGUCGGUUCGACACUAGAGAUAAUUCAAGAAGCAUCGCUUGCGUUAAUAAACACCCUCAAAGAACAGGACUUCAGAAAACGUUUGACCAGUGGAAUAAGUGCUGGGACCAGUUUGUACAUGCGAAUGGGAACUACUUCGAGGGUUAUGGUGACCAUUAGGCCAAAGGAUUUGGCUCAGUAGUGUUCAGGACCAGUAACUUCUGCAGUUCGACACAAUGAGUUACGAGGAAACAACAGAAGAUUUAAAUAAAUCAGUUGGUGAAUUGGCCAACUUGAUGAAUGAUACUUUCACAUGCUGCAUGAGGAACUAUGAAGCUUUACUGCCUUACCUUGAGAGAAAUGAUACAACACCUAAAAUAUAUCGUAGAUUAGUGCAUGUUAAUAUAUUGUUGAACAAGUUAAAUGAAGAACUCGUAGGACUGAGAGUUGACUAUUUAACUCUGUCAUCAUAUGAACAAAAAGGGGAGCCUGUUCUGUCUGAGGGAACUAGGAAGAGAAGAGUCUCUGAGGUAAGCAGAAGCGGGGCCAAAAGUAUAAAGACGGAAAUACCAUUUUCCAGUAAUACUGAGUUUUCAGUUACAUUAUUUUCAGAGACUGGAAUCAGUAAGCACUCAGGGAAUUUUGUAUCAGUGGAUACUGAAGGAACAAAACACACAAACGUACAGAAGUCAGAUGUGCACUGUGCCAAAAAUAUAAAAUCAGAAGUACGUGACUCAGAUGAAGUUGUUGAUUUAGUUGAAUUCACUGCAGGUAGUAGUUACACUCCAACAGUUCAGACAGCAUGUGAUACUAUAAAUAAUGGGAUGACAGUACAUAUUGCUGGUGAUGAGAAAAAUCCAUGUGUGUCAGGUAGGCUUGUGGGAGGUAAUGCAUGUGCUAAACCUGCUGACAAAAUUACUCAGAAUAAAAGUAAUGAAGAGUGUGUUCGAUUGCAAAAUGUCAACAGUGAGACUGGCAAGCAAAAGGAAUGUGAAUCCAGUGGUGGUGGUGGUGGUGGUGGUGGUGGUGGUGGUGGUGAUAGUAAAGAUUACGACAUUCACAGAGGACUACAAGGAGAAGUUAGUUGUACAACUUCUGUGUCUUACCAAGCAGAGAGACCAUUUGAUGAUAAAAAAUCUCCUGUUGCUUUCACUACUUCUGAUACGGAAUCUGCUAUGUUGGUAAAAGAGAGAGAAAGCAGUUGUAACAAGGGGGAGAAAGGAGCUCCUCAUUCUCCUAGGAGAGACGAAAGAGCUGAUAUACCUGUUCAGAGAGCAGAGGAACUGUGUAAUACCCUUGAUCUAUAUGGUGUCAUAAGGCACAAGAAAAGGCAAUUUAAGUGUACAGUGUGUGACUGUGUACUCUGUAGUAAAUACGCACUGUAUGAUCAUUUGAAAGGAAAGAAGCAUAAAAAAAAACUAGUAACUGCAAAGAACAGUUCUGCUAAAGGGGCUGGAAUUUCACAAAGCAGCUUUGAAAGUACCGAUACUGCUGAAACAGAGUGUUCUGCAGUUGCCUGCUCACGUACAGAUUUUGUUCCAAGUAACAGCUGUGAAAGUACAGCAUCUAUUCCUGUGUGUUCUGCUGUUUCCUGCUCACCUUUGAAUACUGUUCCAAAUAACAGUUGUGAAUCUGUUUCUGUGUAUUGUGAUGUUUCCUGCUCACUUGCUGACACUACUACUAUUGUAGAGAACACACACCAGAUAAUAUCAACAAAACAUGCAGUCAGAUUAGAUGAUAUAUGGACAUAUUUUCGUGCACCAUUUCACAUUAACAAAAAAUUCUUCAGGAUUCAUUCAGGGAAAGUAGUUUGCUCCCUUUGUAAUGAAAAGAUAGAGAGAUACUUACUCGGUGUAAAGACACACAUUUCUAAAUUAAGUCACUUAAAUCGGAUAACUGUAUUACAAAACAUAGAACUGGCAAAUAAGUCCUCAAGUAAACGGCUGUUGAAUAUACCAGGUAUUGUAAACAAUAUUAUUCCUAGAAGUCAGUUUAGUUUGACAGACAAUGGUUUUUUUUGUAGUGUUUGCAAAUGUUUCUGUGAAAAUACAAUUGUAUUAAGUCAUAUGACAAGUGCAAGUCAUGGCGAAAAGCUAGAGGAAAUGAGAAAAUCAAUGGAAAGCAAAAUGGAAGCAACUCGGGCAAGAAAAAAAAGGAAGAGAGGAUUACAUCACUUAAGAGCUAUACAGAACUGUCGCCAGCAGGCACGUGUUUAAAGGGACACCAUGUGGCAAAGUGAAACGAAAAUUAGCAAUGUGAUGAGUGUUUAAGAUUAAGUGAAAACAUCAAAGUGAAAUAGGGAAACAGUAAAUGGAAUAAAUAGCUAUUUAACGAAGAGUGGUGGACUGGGAUAAAGUUUUCAAAUAGGUUGCUUUCGCAGGAGCAAUUUUGAACUUGUUGGGAGGUGUUGACAGUACAUUUUGGAUUUAUGUACAGAGUUUUAUGUGCUUUUUCCUUACAUAAUAUUUAGUUACCUGUUCCCACACACUUUUAAUGUAAAUAUUAUUUUUUGUUGUUUAUAUUAGUUUGUAGUUUUUGUUGUUAUCAUAUGUAAGAUUUUGCUUUAAAGCUGAAUUCAUCAUUCAUUUUGUUGUAGUAACAUUUUCUCUUUCUUAUACAUUUACAUGCCAUCUGUUUACUCAUAUGUGUUGUACAUAUAAUUCUGUUGUUAUCCAUUCAAAAUUUCGCAAUGAGAAAACCAGCUACUUUAGAAAAGAAUGCUCUGGUUCUCUUACACUAC